Coffea arabica (coffee) is the source of this 2221-nucleotide messenger RNA. Lineage: Eukaryota; Viridiplantae; Streptophyta; Magnoliopsida; Gentianales; Rubiaceae. The record is from RefSeq and is a predicted model, not a curated record.
AGCAGCCACGACAGCUUUUCGGGUUCAAUUCGAACAUGAGAUGAGCCUAUCAUUGAUAAUCGCGUUUGGAUGAGCCCAUCUAUCUAUUCAAGAAUAUAAAUUUACGUCCGUGUUACAGCUUUGCCCCCAGUAGAUAUCUCCGCCAAAAUUACUCCAGCAACUGCUGCUUUCACGCAGCUAUGCAUGUCCGUCCGUGAAGCUUUGCCAAUCGUCAGGUCAAGUAUUGCUUCGAUGAACUGCUGCCCAGAUGCCCUCAUCCUCGACCUGUUUUGCCUACAACGCUCAAAGCCUUGAGCAGCCAAAGGCAUUCUACCUUCUACUUUUUGUAUUACAUAUUCAGGCUUGUUACAAACUGUUUAAUAUCAAAUUGGCCCAUUUUAUUAAUUUAAGGGAUGGCCAGGAGAAACAAAUUAGAACCCUGUUGUCCUGGAGAACAUUAUAGUCUAUAAAUUAAUAAAUCUAAUAUUUAUCAUGGAGAGGAAGAAAAGAAAUCCCCGGUGUUGUCAAAAGAAAUAUGAACGUCGACGGAGCAAUAAUAAUAAGGUGAAAAGGACCAUUAAAGAUGCAAAACCGUUUGGUGAGAAAGACGAAAGAAAAUCCAGUUGACAAAGGCAAACCGUGGAAAAAUGGUCAAAAAACACACUUAAGGACAAUGCUAAAUAUAACAGCAUUAUUGUAAAAUUGAACCACAACAAUUCAAUAAGUAUUAGUUGAGAUGCUGGUAAAGCAUCUGUUGAGGGGAAGCGAUCAUGAUCAUGUGAUUGAUCAACGCUUUAGAGUUGUCUCCAUCUGUGGGAUGGGGGGGUUGGGAAAGACAACUCUUGCCCAAAAGGUAUACAAUCACCCUAAAGUGAGGCGCUGCUUUGAUGGCAUUGCUUGGGUAUAUGUAUCACAAACUUGGCAAAAGGAAGACAUAUUGCAACGGAUCUUGCUAAGCCUAAUCCCAGAAAAGAGAGAAGAAAUAGUGAAGUGGAGGGAUGAGGAGCUCGUCAGGCAACUUUUUCAAAUCCAGCAAAAUAAGAAAUGUCUUGUGGUUCUUGACGACAUUUGGGCCACAGAACCAUGGGAAUGUAUAAAGCAAGCAUUUCCAAUUAGAAACGACGGAAGCAAGAUCUUGGUUACCUCUCGCAAUAAAGAUGUGGCUUUGCAUAUUGAUCCCAGUGGUUUUCACCACCAACCGCGCUUUUCAAGUGACUCCGAAAGUUGGCAGCUGCUUCAGAGGAAAGCUUUACGGGGCAGGUUUCAUGGAGAGCAUGAAGAUUUAAAAAAAUUGGAAAACUUAGGGAAGGAAAUGGUGAAAGCAUGUGGGGGUCUUCCAUUGGCUGUGAUAGUACUCAGCGGAACUCUUGCCACCAAGAAGGACCUGAAUGAGUGGGCGACUGUCAAUAGAAACAUUAAAGCUCAUCUUGGAAGAGGAAACAACUUGAUCAACGAAGAAGGAAAUCUGCACAAGAUAUUAGCCUUAAGCUACAAUGACUUGCCCUACAAAUUGAAGCCUUGCUUCCUUUACUUGAGCAGAUAUGAAGAAGACUCUGACAUAGAAACAGAGGCAUUGUACCAGUUAUGGAUUGCAGAAGGUAUAAUAUCAACAAAAGAUCAGAUUGGCGAAGAAUCAAUGAUGGAUGUAGCAGAAAGAUACCUGGGAGAAUUAGUAACACGGUGCAUGGUUCAAGGUAAAGCCCCUGAUGAUGAUGAUGAUGUGAUGCUGUCCUCCAUUGGAAGAUCAUUUGCAUCGUGUCGCCUUCAUGACUUAAUGAGAGACCUAAGUUUGGUCAAGGCCAAAGAGGAGAAUUUCUUGUUAUCCAUAAGCUAUUAUCAUGAUGGAAUUCUCAAUGAGCAUGGCAAUAAUGAUCACUCACAAGUUUACCGUCUAGCCGUCCAUUUUUCUAAGGAGGAUGUUAGGAAAUAUGUCCCUCCAGCUGAGAAGAGAAAUACGAGGCACCUGAGGUCACUCGCGUUGUUGAUCUCAGGUAAUGAAGACUAUGAAGGGCAUCUUCCUAAGAAAAUGAAGUCUCAAUUCAAUCGGUUCAAAAUGCUCAGAGUGUUGGCCAUUGAAGGGCUCUUUCCUGCGAACUCGGAAGAUCACAUACUUAAAACUGUAUUUCUCCUAGUAGCAGAUCACUUGAGGCUCCCAACAGCUAUUGGGGAGCUAAUCCACCUGCGAUACUUGAGUUUGAGACGUUCAAAUACCCAAUGUGCUGUGGAAGAUGAGACAGCUUAG